Molecule: messenger RNA, 2298 nt
Organism: Melampsora larici-populina 98AG31
Lineage: Eukaryota; Fungi; Basidiomycota; Pucciniomycetes; Pucciniales; Melampsoraceae
Product: family 47 glycoside hydrolase
Exons: 14
Coding region: 1-2298 (765 amino acids)
Biological process (GO): carbohydrate metabolic process; N-glycan processing
Cellular component (GO): endoplasmic reticulum; Golgi membrane
Molecular function (GO): mannosyl-oligosaccharide 1,2-alpha-mannosidase activity; calcium ion binding
Source: RefSeq, a predicted model, not a curated record
AUGAAUUCCAAGAAAUCAGAUUCCAAUUCAUUAGCAUUCCAAUCAGAUUAUCAAAAGAAACUCAACAAACUCACUUCAAUCCAAUCAUCACUCUUACCAUUCUUCAAAUCAAGAAUUAGAUUUAUCAUCUCAUUCAUCAUCUUAACCAUCCUAAUCACAACCACACUCUAUCUAUCAAACCAACCCCAAUUUCCAACUAAAUUCAAAUUCAAAUCAAACCAAGAAAAAACCAUUCCAACCAAACCUUUAUUACCUCCUAAAAAAUUAAACCCUUCAGAUUAUCCUGAUGAUUUACUUUUAUCUUUACCUAUCUUGAUUUCUACUUCAAAUCAACCUUUUAAUCCGAUCAACGAACACAAACCAUUACCUAAUCACCUCACACCCUUCAGCACCCAAACCCUAUACAACAAACUCAAAAGCGCCCCAACCUCCCAACCACCCCAAAAAAUUCCAUUCCCAUCCCAUAUCUCUUCUACUACGAACCGUCCUCAAAAAGUCAUCAAUACGACCAUCAAAGCCUUCUCAACCUCAACCCGAUCCAAACUACCUCCAUCCACGAAUGCCAAAGCAUCCAAACCGAUCCAAUACCUAGGUUUCAAAUCCUCAAAGUUUAUAAAAUCUUGGGAAUCCAACCAAGACUCAACCGUAAGAAAUACAAGAAAAGAAUGGGUCAAGAAUGCUUUUUUGGUCGUUUGGGAAGGAUACAAAUCUAAGGCUUGGGCUCAUGAUGAACUUAAACCGAUCUCGGGUUCAUUUGAUGAUCCUUUUUCGGGUUGGGGUGCUACUUUGGUUGAUUGUCUUGACACACUCCUCAUCAUGGACCUCCCCACCGAGUACGAAUAUGCAAGAGAUCAUGUGGCUUCGAUUGAUUGGAGUGUUACAUUAGAUCUUCGAACUUUAAAGUCGACUAAAUCUCCGCCUAGAUCUUACCCUUCGGUCCCGUUCUUUGAAACCGUUAUUCGUUAUUUAGGAGGAUUAAUUUCAGCUUACGAUUUAUCAAAUGAUCCAUUAAUGUUAAAAAGAGCCGAAGAUUUGGCUGAUUGGUUAUUACCUUCGUUUGGUACUGAUUUGGGAUUUCCUUUACCUCAUUAUCAGAUCGGAUCGAAUCCUAAUGGUCAAUCAGUUGGUAGAGUAUGUUUAGCAGAAAUGGGUUCAUUACUUUUAGAAUUCACAAGAUUAUCCCAAAUCACUCAAAAACCUCACUACUUUUACUAUGUACAAAGGAUUACGGAUCAUUUAGAUUCAAAUCAAUGGAACUCGGAACACAGGAUCGGUAGUUUGUUUCCUACUUGGAUUGAUCCAAAUCAUCCUACUUCUUUAUAUGGUGAUUAUACUUUUGGUGGAAUGGCUGAUAGUUACUACGAAUACCUUAUUAAACAAUAUCAACUCUUAGGACUUCAAUCUACUCAAUACUCUAAAAUGUAUACAUCAAUCCUAAGCUCAGCUAAAUCAAACCUAAUCAAAACCUUUGAAUUAGAACCUGCCAAUCAAACUCAAUCGAAUCUAAGCCCUAAGACGAUCACCAUCUUGGGUGAUAAGUUAGGAGGAAAAGAUGCUAAGUUGGUGAACUCGUUGGAUCAUUUGACUUGUUUUUCAGGUGCAAUGAUCGGACUUGGAGCUAGGUUAUUGGAUAACAAGGAGGAUUUAGAUUUAGCUGUUUCUUAUACCGAUUCGUGUGUUUGGGCUUAUGAGUCUACUAAAACUGGUUUAGGACCUGAAAGAAUGAGUGUUUUGGAUGAUGAAAAGAGUUCAAAGUAUUGGGAAGCAGUCGAAUAUGAAGGUCAAGUUUAUCGUAGGUUGAGUAAAGAGAAUGGACCACCUGCUUCGGUUCUUCAUGAUUCUAGAUACUUGGGUAGACCUGAAACGAUUGAAUCUGUUUUUUAUAUGUGGAGAAUUACAGGGGAUAAAGUUUGGCAAGAUAGAGGAUGGAGAAUGUUCACAAGUUGGGUAGAAGGAUGUUUAACUGAUUUUGGAUUUGCUGAUUUGAUGGAUGUGAAUCGAUUACCAUAUCAAAGAUCAGAUAAACAAGAAUCAUUUGUUUUAGCUGAAACAUUGAAAUAUUAUUAUUUAUUAUUUGAUGAUCCGAAUUUGAUUAGUUUAGAUGAAUAUGUUUUUAAUACAGAAGCACAUCCAUUUAAAUUAAGAAAGGAUCGUAAAGCUUUAAGGAAUUAUCAUUUGAAGGAAUUUAAAGAUCAAGAGAUUGGAAAUGGAAGUCCCUUACAGCUUUGGGCUGGGUUGAGGUAUGAUGAAUUGGAUGAAGGGCAAAAGGAAAUGUAUAGAAAAGUGAUUGGGAUUUGA